AAAUGUUCCUGUAUAGUUAACCACAUAGACUAGUGCACACCUCUCAUACUUCCCAAGCAAUGCACCAAUCAGCAACUUUGCCCUUCCAAGCUUCAUAACCUGUGUCAGUGGACAACUAAUUAGUUAAUUUGUAAACGCUGUUUUGGGUUUUUAAAGUCUGACUUGAGCAGCAGCUGCUGACUGUGAAAGGGGCUAUAACAACGCUCAGGCAAAAUGUCCAAGCUUGUAGAGUGUGUCCCGAAUUUCUCAGAGGGGAAGAACAAAGAGGUUAUAGAUGCACUGGCUGCAGCAAUCACCCAAACCGGUGGAUGUCGUCUGCUGGAUGUGGAUCCUGGGGCUUCCACUAACCGCACCGUAUACACCUUUGUUGGAUCUCCUGAGGCAGUGGUAGAAGGGGCUCUGAAUGCAGCACGUGUGGCCUUUCAAAUGAUUGACAUGCGCAAGCACAAAGGUGAGCACCCACGUAUGGGAGCACUGGAUGUCUGUCCUUUUAUCCCUGUCAGAAAUGUCACAAUGGAAGAGUGUGUGGCCUGUGCCAACCAGUUUGCUAAAAGACUGGCGAAGGAGCUACAAGUUCCAGUGUAUCUGUAUGGAGAGGCUGCUCGCAGUGAAAGUCGUAGAACCCUGCCAGCUGUGAGGGCUGGUGAAUAUGAAGCUUUGGCCACUAAGCUGAAGAACCCAGAGUGGGCUCCUGACUUUGGUGACCCAGUCUUUGUCCCUAGCUGGGGUGCAACUGUGAGUGGAGCCCGCAAGUUCCUAAUUGCUUACAACAUCAAUCUGUUGAGCACCAAAGAAUUGGCUCAUCGCAUUGCUCUUAAUAUCCGCGAGGGUGGCCGUGGAAAGGAUCAGCCAGGACGUCUUCGGAAGAUCCAAGCAAUUGGAUGGUUCCUUCAGGAAGAGAAUUUGGCACAGGUGUCAACAAAUCUAUUGGAUUUUGAAAUAACCCCUCUGCAUGUAGUAUAUGAAGAGGUGUGCAAGGAUGCCAAGGAAAUGACCCUCCCUGUAAUAGGUUCCCAGUUGGUGGGUUUAGUGCCCCUCCAGUCUCUUCUAGAUUCCGCUGAGUUUUAUAUCCAGAAGGAGAAGCUGUUUGUACUUGAGGAGGAGCAUAAAAUCAGACUGGUUAUUAACCGGCUUGGUCUGGACUCUUUGGCUCCAUUUGAUCCGCGACAAAGAAUUAUUGAGUACCUUGUCCAGGAUGAUCUUUCUGAGUCAUCGUUGGUCACCCAGUCACUGAGGGGGUUUGUGCAGAGUGUGGGUGCUCGUAGUGCUACCCCGGGUGGUGGCUCUGUUGCUGCAGCUGUGUCUGCAUUGGGGGCAGCGCUGGGCUGCAUGGUGGGCCAGAUGACUUAUGGUAAACGGCAGUUUGAGUCUUUGGAUGGAGUGAUGCGAGAAUUGAUUCCGCCAUUCCAUCAUGCAGCCGACAAGUUGCUUGCUAUGGUUGAUGCAGAUUCCAAUGCAUUUGGAAGUUACAUGGCUGCUUUGAAGCUUCCCAAAAACACAGUGGAAGAGCAAGAUAAGCGUUCUGCUGCCCUACAGGAGGGACUAAAGGAAGCUGUUAAAGUGCCACUCUCUCUGGCAGAAAACAUCAAUAACUUAUGGUACCCUCUGCUGGAAAUGUCAAAGCAUGGAAACAUUGCUUGCAAAUCUGACUUGCAGGUAGCCGCCAAAGCAUUAGAAACGGGAGUGUUUGGGGCUUACUUUAAUGUCCUGAUUAACCUACGGGAGAUAAAGGAUACUGAAUUCAGAAGCCUGACUGAAAAGAGAGUUGCCCAGCUGCUGGAUGAGGCAAAAACAAGUGCACAGUCUGUGCUCCAAGUGUGCGAGGGACGGAGUUGAAUGUGACACAAGGAUACCAUAAUAAAUUCGCUCUAUCACUUUGUCAGUGCUCAGUAUUACUUUUCCAUUUGCUUGUUGGUUCUGGUGAAUCUGCUUUACCUGUGAUGAAACAAAUCUGCCCUGAGGGGUGCCCUACCUUACUGUUGCUUAGUUCUUUCUAUUUAAUAUGACCGUCAAUUUCUGGGCUCUCUUUGUAUAUGUGAUUCCUAUUCACAGAGGGGGAGGUUAGCUGAGGGAUAUUUGCAUGUGAUAUUUGCAUGGAUACAGGGCUCCCACCUGCCUUUACCCCCUCCCCUUGGUCCCUCCCAAACUUGUUUUCCUAUAAGUGGAACUGACUUCUGUGUGAGGCACAGUCAGCUGAUCUGAACUCCUGGGCUCCAGUGUGUGAUUCUUCAUCAUGUGGAACCCAAAUCAAGGAACCCCCUAUGGGCAGCCUCCUUGCCCUCCACCAGGUGGCUGUGCCCCCCCUCCAGGGCCCUACCCUCCUGGCAGCCAACCAUACCCUGGAUACCCCGGUCCUGCUCCUCCCCCUCCAGCAGGCGGCUAUCCAGGUGGGUGCCCUCCUCCUCACAACCCUCAAGGUCAUGGGCAUCAUGGGCAUCACGGACAUCACGAGCAUCAUGGACAUCACGGGCAUCAUGGACACCACCCACAUGGGCAAAUACCUCCAGGCCCCCCUCAAUACCCAACUGGAUAUCCAGCUGGCUGUGACCCCCAUGGUGGCCACCAUGGCAAGCACAAGAAGCACAAACACCAUAAACAUGGUCAUGGAAAGCAUGGCAGUGGCUCCAGCUCUGAUUCAGACUGAUAGAUGGUUGACAAGUGAAGAUGGAGUCAAAUGUUCAUUUUAUAUGCCAUCACAUAUAAUCCCCACACUCCUGUCCCAAUGCAUAUAUAUCAUUAUUACUAUCUACAUUCCCUGUCUAUUCUUACCUACCUCUUAUAUGCUCAGUGCUGUGAAUUGAAUAAAUUCCCUGAUAUUGGUCUGGUGAUUUCCUGCUGCAUUUGUAUUACACAGAAAGGUCAUAUGGGCAGAAAUAAAAAUCUCUAAAGCACUA
This is a messenger RNA of Xenopus tropicalis (tropical clawed frog), 2894 nucleotides long. RefSeq names its product formimidoyltransferase cyclodeaminase (gene ftcd). Gene Ontology annotation, cellular component: Golgi apparatus; centriole. Gene Ontology annotation, molecular function: catalytic activity; formimidoyltetrahydrofolate cyclodeaminase activity; folic acid binding. NCBI's taxonomy places the organism in Eukaryota, Metazoa, Chordata, Amphibia, Anura, Pipidae. The transcript is spliced from 17 exons. The record is from RefSeq and is a predicted model, not a curated record. The coding region runs from base 214 to 1836 and encodes 540 amino acids.